Molecule: messenger RNA, 2236 nt
Organism: Capsicum annuum
Lineage: Eukaryota; Viridiplantae; Streptophyta; Magnoliopsida; Solanales; Solanaceae
Product: retrovirus-related Pol polyprotein from transposon RE2
Exons: 4
Coding region: 1487-2236 (249 amino acids)
Molecular function (GO): zinc ion binding; nucleic acid binding
Source: RefSeq, a predicted model, not a curated record
GAACAUGACGCCACUAGUGGUGUCUUCACCAAUGAAUUCAAUUGCUCUCCAUGACUCCCCACUCCCUAACAAGUUUGCUUCAUUCCAAAAUAAAAUAAUGGCAAAUAUAUUUUGUCAUUUCUGGUGCAUCAUACCCUUAGCCUUUUUUUUUUUUUUUUUUUUCAAAUGUCUUACUCAAUUUCAGUCUGUUAACAGCUAAGCUUCACCGCUUGCCGAUAACCGCAUCACUAUAAAAAAAAUGGGGAAAAAAAAAGUUAAGCUGCCGGCGAAUGAAGUUGACAUGGCAAAAUGAAUAUUCUAUUUUUUGCUUAAUUGCAGCUAUUAUAUGUGCAAAUAUGUUUGCUAUGUGCAUACCUUGUUAUUCACUUAUUCUCACAGGAGCUUUGUAAGUCUUAUAUAGGUUGUUAGCAUGAUGUAAAUAUUGUAUAUUAAUGUAAUCAUAUAUUGUUCUAUAUUGGUGUAAUUACAUAGAUUUGAUUUAGUAGUUAAAGAGAAUAAUAGUGACUUUAGUAAGAGCAGAUUUGGUGGGAUAGAAUAGCGGAUUUAGAGGGAUAGAAAAGCUGAUCUUUAGCAAUAGGAAAACGGAUCUUUAGGGAUGUAAUCAUUGAAUAUUUUCUAUUUAAUGACAAGACUCUCAAUAUUGAGAGGCAUUCAGCAGAAAAUUGACAUGGUAUCAAAGCCUUCUCUUGGCUGUCUUGUUUCAUAGAGUUCAUUUGUGGUUUCUUUCAAUCUUUUUGGAAAAUUUUGGUUUUUGUUGAUUGUUCCUCGGCAAUUAACACCUUGGUCAUUUUGGUUAUUUUUUUUGAGUCAGUGUUUCUAGUUUUCAUAAAUAUGACUUCAUAUCAGUUUGAAUCAUUCAGUGUUCGUUUCACUGGAAAGAAUUUCUUAUCAUGGGAGUUUCAGUUUCAGUUAUUUGUCACUGGAAAAGAACUAUGGGGCCAUAUAGAUGGAGCCGAUCCUGCUUCUACUGAUCCUACAAAGUUAGGUGAAUGGAAGAUUAAAGAUGCUCGGGUGAUGACAUGGCUUUUAGGGUCAAUUGACCCUCUUAUUGUUCUUAAUCUCAGGCCUUACAAGACAGCUAAAGCCAUGUGGGAUUAUUUACAAAGGGUUUACAAACAAGAUAAUAAUGCCCGACGCUAUCACUUAGAGUAUGAAAUUGCUAAUUACUCUCAAGAAGAUCUUUCUGUUCAAGAUUAUUUUUCUGGAUUUUAGAACUUAUGGGCUGAAUUUACAGAUAUUGUUUAUGCCAAAAUACCGGCCGAAUCUCUCUCUGUAGUUCAACAAGUUCAUGAGCAAAGCAAGCGAGAUCAAUUUUUUGAUGAAGUUAUGCUCCGAGUUUGAGACUGUUCGCUCCCACUUGAUGAAUCGUGACCCGUCAAAGGAAUUACUUCGGGAAGAGUAGUGUUUUGUCACACAAAAUGCUUUCAAGUAAGUUGAUAAUAUUAUUGUUGCAUUUGCUGCCCAAGGUAAAGGAAAGGGUAGGGAUAUGAUUAGAACUCAAUGCUACAGUUGCAAGGGAUAUGGUCAUAUUGCUAGCAAUUGUGGCAGAAAGUUUUGUAAUUAUUACAAACAACAAGGACACAUUAUCAUAGAGUGUCUCACACGCCCUCAAAAUCGUAAGGUUAAUGCUUUUCAAGCUGGGACAAAUGGUUUCACUACUGAGAACUCAUCUUCGGGACAAGUUCUUACUCCUGAAAUGGUAAGACAAAUGAUCAUGUUAUCUUUUUCAGCUUUAGGGCUACAAAGUAAUGAUCUUGCAUCUAAUUUUUGGCUUGUUGAUUCUGGAGCUUCCAAUCAUAUGACCAACUCAUCUAGUAUGCUAAAAAAUGUUCGUAAAUAUCAUGGUCCAUCACAAAUUCAAGUUGCCAAUGGUAGUAAUUUACCCAUUACCAAGGUUGGGGAUAUUACUAAAACUUUCAAUAAUGUUUUUGUGUCACCAAAGCUCUCUACUAGUCUUAUUUCAGUUGGACAAUGGGUAGAUAACAAUUAUGAUGUGAAUUUUUCUCGUAAUGGUAGUCUUGUGCAGGAUCAGGUGUCGGCAACGGUAAUUGCGAAGGGGCCUAAAGUUGGACGAUUGUUUCCUAUACACUUUUCCAUUCCUCGUGUUCUAUCAUUUGCUUGUACUUCUACACCUAGUAAGACUGAGUCGAUCAAACAAGAAUCUAUUCCGGCCGUACCGACAUGGCAAGUGAAGGAGGGAAAUGCCGAAGUGAAGUUGCUGCCCAAGCUUGUGUAG